Messenger RNA from Phlebotomus papatasi, 5807 nucleotides. RefSeq names its product forkhead box protein P1 (gene FoxP). Gene Ontology annotation, cellular component: nucleus. Bases 615 to 3125 code for a protein of 836 amino acids. Gene Ontology annotation, biological process: regulation of transcription by RNA polymerase II. NCBI's taxonomy places the organism in Eukaryota, Metazoa, Arthropoda, Insecta, Diptera, Psychodidae. Gene Ontology annotation, molecular function: DNA-binding transcription factor activity, RNA polymerase II-specific; RNA polymerase II cis-regulatory region sequence-specific DNA binding. The record is from RefSeq and is a predicted model, not a curated record. The transcript is spliced from 13 exons.
UUUUGAUAUGGUUUGAGGGUGAUGAUGCUAUUACUUGUAAAUGUUUAGUGUGUUGUGUUCUCAAAUAUUGUGUGUGUGCAUUGUGUUGCUUGUGCCUCCCUUUUAAAACACUAGUACUUAUUUGACUUCAACCAUGCCAAGAAGCAACAUCCCCAACAAUGUUGUAUUACUUUUCAACAAAAAAAAAAUUAACUAUACAUCUUCUUCUUAUUUUUAAAAAUAAAAAAAAUAUCUUGUUCUAAAUAAAUUUCUCAAAUAAAAAAACCUGAAAGUUUGAGAACGAUAACUAAAAAACAAAAAAUAUAAAUAAAUAAAUAAAUAAACAAUACUUCGUGGUGAAAUAUAGUUAAAAAUAGAAAGUUUAUAAGUUUUUCUGUGUGCCAAAAAUAAAAACCAAUAAAUAAAAGUGAUUAAAAAGAACAUUGAAGUGCAAUUUAUUUAAUUUAAUUUCCGUUUUUUCGUGAAUUUUCUGUGCUACCCUUGGAAAAUUCUUCUCCAAAAAAAAAAAGGAAAAUUAAUUGAGGAAAGGAAAACCUACCUCAACUUGUGAUAUGGUGUCUCUGGGGAUUUUUUUGCCAAUUUCACCCCAAAUUCAAAGAAUUCAAACAAACUAAAUGGCUAUUGCAUCAACUGUUCAGAAUGCCACCCUCGAGCGCGUUCUCAAGGAACGUCAGAUGGAAAUGGAUGAAUCAUGGCAUAGACUUGAGGUGGUUGAUCGUGGUAUUGAUUUGGAAUUAAAUCUAACAACAUCUGGCUACCUCAAUGUGCCCCAAACACCAACAACUAAUUCAAAUGACGACUGCAUGGAUCACAUUGGUGCUACAAAUAAUUCAACCUGUGACACUAAAUCACCCCAACAACCACCCAAAGAUUCACAAACAGCCAACGGCGACGAAUCCAGUGGACAAGUUGAAACGACCAACGAAGAGACAAAGUUCUACCUGGACACAAGUCGAAGUGUGGACUCACGUGGAUCACCAGGUACAACAGUUCCCCCCGAAGACGAUGCCAUGCAACGGACAGAAGUGUCCAGAAAGUCUCCAAGGCCCCAUCCACAGCACAUUUUGCAGACGCGUCUGCAGCAGCAACAGCAACACUUUCAGAUGCAGCAACUACUUCAGCAGCACGUCUUCACGCCCACGCAACUCCAGCAGCUAAUGAAGCAUCAUACCUUCUAUAUGCAUCAACCACCGCGUCCACCUACACAAUUUGACGUUCAACGUAAACAACUGGAGGCCAAUAUGCAACAACUACAGGAGCAAUUGCAAAUGAAUCUUCUGCAGCAGACCCAUUUUAUGCAACAGGACAAAGUAUCACCCACGAGAAAGAGUAAAACAACUGGUAUCUAUACAACAUCAUCAUCAGAAACAUCAACAACAACCACAACAACAACAAUUCAGCAACAACUUGUACUACAACAACAAGAACUUAUACAACAAUUGCAGAUAAUACAGAGGCAAUAUUUGGUACAUCAGGGUAUGAGUUUGCAGCCAUUUUUGAUGCCACAGCAAGGUCUGAUAAACAAUCGUGACAGUGGAAGUCCGUGGAAAGUGGAAAGUCAGGAAAAUCGUCCGAUUGGUGGUCUCUAUGCCAAGAUGUUCAAUGGGACAGAUGAUGGUGAGGCACCAACUGACACACAAUCAAUUGUGCCUGAAAAUCCAGAUGAACAGACGACAGGCCAGGAAGCUGGUGAUAAAUUUGCCACAUUGCUCAAUUCAAUCUACAUCAAUCGACGUGAUGAACUGGCAAAUGCCCUAAUGGGAUCAAAUUUAUCAUCUGGCAAUAUCCUAACUGAAGAUCGAACAUCCAGGGACCUGGCAUCAGAUGAAAAAAAUUCAGGACAUCCCCUAUAUGGGCAUGGGAUGUGCAAAUGGCCAGGAUGUGAAGUGAUCUUUGAUGAUUUACCAACAUUUACCAAGCACCUGAACUCGGAACAUUGCCUCGAUGAUCGAUCGACGGCACAGGUUCGGGUCCAGAUGCAGGUGGUAUCUCAACUUGAGAUACAUUUGCAGAAGGAGAGGGACAGACUGCAGGCCAUGAUGCAUCAUUUGCACAUAUCCAAACAACUUGGUACCAUUGCAGAAGCACCCAAAUUUACCCAUUGCUCACCUACAAUCCCAAAUGCCAUCUCAUCAAUGCCAAUUAGGUCUCCUACCACCCAUUCAGCCCCAAAUGCCAUUGGACCCAUUCGUAGGCGUAUCACGGACAAAUCAACCCUAUCACUGGCUGGAGGACUGCCCUAUAUGCUGGAAAGGGCCGGACUAGAUGUUCAACAAGAAAUACAACGAAAUCGCGAAUUCUAUAAGAAUGCCGACGUGAGACCACCAUUUACCUAUGCAUCUCUAAUUCGUCAGUCAAUAAUUGAAUCACCGGACAAACAAUUGACACUCAAUGAGAUCUACAAUUGGUUCCAAAACACCUUCUGCUACUUCCGCCGAAAUGCAGCUACGUGGAAGAAUGCUGUGCGUCAUAACUUGUCGCUGCACAAGUGUUUUAUGCGGGUUGAAAAUGUUAAGGGAGCGGUUUGGACCGUGGAUGAGGUUGAAUUUUACAAGAGACGCCCACAGAGGUGCUCAACGGCUGUCACAUCAAUUGCUGCCGCUGGUGGCGCCAUGUCACCUACGCCAACGCCACCAACAUCAAACGCCAACCAUCAAUCUUGUGCAGCACCCACCAUUGGCACUCUUCAGUCAUCUGCAACCAUUCACAGUCCAUCUCUCUAUUCAACUGACUCGUUAGGCACAAAUUUGCAGAACUUAUGGACAUGUGCACCUGGCUUCCUGGAUGAUGCAUCGAGUUCGAGUUUUCUGGCUAAGCAACAAUCCAGAUGUCAAUCAGUAAGUCCACCAAGUAGUCAGUCAGCCACCCACCUACACAGUCUCUCUCUCCUUUUCCCCACUCUACCAUCACUCGUGACAUCAUCCAGUAGCGCCCAUGUUCACUACACCGCCCUAAAGCGUCCACCAAUUGCAAAUGGUGCCAAGGAUACCAUCCCCUUUGAUGAUCCCGAUGAUGCUGAUGAUGAUGAUGGCACCACCAUCGCUACAGCAACCGACGAUAACCGAAAUAUGGCCGAAGAUCUCAGCCGAACAGCCGAUCACAUCGACAAUCCCGAUAUUCACUGAAGUAAUUGCAAAAAUUAACACAUAUCUCCCUCUCCCACCACCCUCCCCACCCUCCUCCAUCAACUACCCCAUUAAUCCCUAUUUUUCCCCUAAUCCCUCCCCUGAAAAACCCCCCUACUCCAACCCCGCCAUCAAAGGUAAAAGAAAACAUGUAUCUAAAUGUGAUAUUUUCAUUUAUAUCCUCUCACUCUCUCUCUCUCUUUCUUAUUUUCUCUUUCUCAUUUACACUCUCUCUCUCUGUCUCUCUUAUGACUGGAAUAUCGCAGCUGUGAAAAAUAUCCAUUGAAAAUCCUCUGUUUAGUGGCUUUCUUUCUCAAUAGUUUUGGUCAAAUUUGGACUCAUUGGAAAGGUCUUGGUGUUCCCCAUGCAACUGUAUCGAUAUCAAUCGGAUCACAAGUAGAACAGAUAGUACAGAGAUAGUUGCAGCACAGUUUGUACAAAUGAAAAAACUAUGUCAUUUGGAAAAAAUUCAGUUGGUUCAAUUUUGAUUCAACUCCAACGAUUUGGCUAAAACUUCCCAAGAAGGGAGUAUGGAAUUCCGUUGGAUUUCGUAGGAUAUCCAAGAAGUUUUCUAUAGACUUCCUAUAAAAUUCCGUAGAAUUUCCAAGAAGAUUCUGACACGUAAUUCCGUAAGAUUUCCAAGAAGAUUUCUAUAGACUUCCAUAGGAUUUCCAAAAUGAUUCCUAUAUACUUUCUUUGGAACUCCGUAGGAUUUCCAAGAAGAUUUCUAUAGACUUCGAUAUGGAAUUCUGUAGGAUUUCCACGAAGAUUCCCUUAGACUUUCUAUGGAAUUCCGUAGGAUUUCCGAGAAGAUUUCUAUAGACUUACUAUUGAAUUCCGUAGGAUUUCCAAGAAGAUUCCCACAUGGAAUUCCGUAGUAUUUACAAGAAGAUUCCCUUACACUUUCUCUGGAAUUCUGUAGGAUUUACAAGAAGAUUUCUAUAGACUUCCGUAGGAUUUCCAAGAUUACUAAAGACUUCCUUUGGAAUUCUGUAGGAUUUCCCAGAACAUUUAUAUAGACUUCCUAUGGAAUUCCGUAGAACUUCCAAGAAGAUUCUGAUAGACGUUAUACAGAAUUCUGUACGAUUUCCAAGAAUAAUUCUAAAGACUUCUGUAGGCUUUCCAAGAAGAUUCCUACAGACUUCCUUUGGAAUACCGUAGUAUUUAUAAGAAGAUUCCCUUACAGUUUCUCUGAAAUUCCGUAGGAUUUCCACGAAGAUUCCGAUAUGGCAUUGCGUAGGGUUUUCAAGAAGAUUCCGAUAUAGAAUUCCAUAGGAUUUCCAAUAAGAUUCCCUUAGACUUUCUAUGGAAUUCCGUAGGAUUUCCGAGAAGAUUUCUAUAGACUUCCUAUGGAAUUCUGUAGGAUAUUCAAGAAGAUUCCGAUAUAGAAUUCUGUAGGAUUUCCAAGAAGAUUCUGGUAUGGAAUUCCGUAGGAUUUAUAAGAAGAUUCCUACAAACUUCCUAUGCUAUAACUGAAAGUUUUCUUUUGGGUCUUUUUAUGGCGGUCUCGUUAGCAUAUCUAAAAUUAGAAUCGUGCCGUAACGUGCUACUUGUGAUCCGAUGCUUUUCCCUUUAGAGACCAACCAGUUAGAGAUAUCGACUUAUGUUCUUCGAUGACCCCCCCAUCUAACAAAAAAUAAACAACUUUUGACAAAAAAUUGAACAACAAUGGAUUUUCUUUCAUUUCAAGCUGUGAUAAUCCAAUCAAAGAACAACACAAAAUAAAAUUCGCAUUUAGUAUUUAUAGCAGAAUCAAGGAAAAAAAUUAAAAACAAGACAAAAACAAGAUAAAAUUGUUCAGUUUCAAUAGGCAAUCCAGCUAAAAACAAAACAAGAAAAAAAUAAGGAGGAAUAGAGGUAAUCAUAUUAGUAAAUAAAUUUAAGGAAUAAAGAAAAAUAAAUAAAAGAAUGAUCUGUAAUGAAGGAAAUUUCAUAUCAAGUAAAAAAAAAUCUAUAUAUUUAUAAGUGUAUAUUAAGUUUAUUGCAAAAAGAGAAGAAAAAAAAGAACGAAAAUUAGAGAAUCCUCCUCCUCUUUAAAUCCUCUUAACCACAUGUAUUACCAUCAAUAGUAAAAUCCUCAAAAAAAAAAAAACAAAAACAAAAAAUAAAAGAAACAACCCAAAGAGAUUCGAGAGAGUUCUUGUAAAUAUCAGAAGAUUUUAAGUAAAAGAAUGAAGAAGAAAAUAAUAAAAAAAAAAUAGUAAAAGAAAUAUCUUUAGGAAUUAUCACUAUAAACCAAGCAUUAUAGUUAAAAAAAAAAAUGAGAAAAAAAUGCAGUCAAUGUUCUAUCCUUCAGACAAAAGCAAAGAUGCAUUUUGAAAAUAAAAAAAAAUUAACAAAAAAAAAUAUAUAUAAAAAAAAAUAAAAUAAAAAUAAUUGACACAUCAUGGCGCUUGCACAGACAAAUAUUCUACAGAUCCUCCAAAAAAAACACACACACAAUUUCAUCUCAGUCUUAGCUCAAAUCUCAAAGAUUUAAAAAAAAAACAAUGAGCAUUUUAAGACAAUUUAGGGUGUAAGAGUUAAGCGUAAACAAGUGGCAUUUGUAAUGAAAAAAAAAAACAGAGAGGUAUUAUUAAAUUUAAAGAAAAAAAAUGAGAUAAACAAAGAAAAAAAAACCGAAAAUAAAUCAAAUCAUUGACGAAAUUUGUUGUUUUAUUUUUGAAAGGAAUUUUCAUAAAA